UUUCCAUCUCAUUUUCUAGAUCUCUCGUUAAAAAUGUAGUUGUUUUUGGUUUCAUUCCUACGGAGCAAUCCCCUUUGAGGACUUUUGUCAAACACCUCUUGUGCUGUCAAUCACAGAGACGAAUAGACACGGCAUGGAAAUUCAACACUUCAGCCAUGACCACCCACUCAACCUCAGCAUGUUUCCACCGGACGCGGCCAUAGACCUUCGUUGCUACGCCUGCCGGAAAUCAAUCUCCAGCGUAUCUUAUGGCUGCAACCAAUGCAACUAUUUCCUGCACAGAUCAUGCGCAGAGCUGCCGCCACAAAUCGCCCACCAUUUCCACCCCGAACACAGCCUCACUCUCCGCCCAAACCCGCCUAUGUCUGCGUUCGGCGACAUGUCCAAGUGCGACGUCUGCAAGCAAAUAUGCAACAGGUUCAUCUACCACUGCCCCCACUGCGCCUUCUUCAUGGACAUAAACUGUGCUUCCAUGGCAACCACCAUUGAACAGAAGCUUGUGCACAUAAGCCAUAAUCAUGAAUUGAUUCCAAUCCAAAAGCCGGCCCUUUUGGUGUGCGAUGCUUGUGGCUCGAAGCAUAUAGGCAGCUCCUACUUGUGCACCACAUGUGGGUUCUGGGUCAGCCAGAAUUGUGCUUCAUCGCCGAGCAAAAUCAAGCUCAGCAAGCAUCAUCACCCUCUCAGCCUUAUCUAUUCCCUUCCGAAUAUACCCUACCUUGACAUGCCGGAAUGCAGAUGUUGUUAUCGAGAAGUGAAGAGAACCAAUUGGGUCUAUUCUUGUCUGGAUUGCAACUACUAUGUUCAUGUGAAUUGCGCUCCUUCCCAAGCUGGGUUUUCCAGGGAGUUUGAAACACUAGCAGAACUCCAAGAUAUUGACUUCAGUCUGAUCAAGCUUUUUUCUGAUGACUCCACAGUAAAACCAGAUGUUGAUCCACCCAGAGAUAGCAAAGCAGAGACCCUGCCACUGCCCAAACAAUCAAUGGCUACCACAUCGCAUUUCAUUAAACAAAUGGUCUGCACACAGACCAAGUAUGACGAGGAAGCAACAGAGAUCACCCAUAUAAGCCACGAUCAUCCAUUAUUCCUCUCCAACAACCAAACUGACAACGUGCAGACGGAGAAAAUAUGCAAUGGCUGCGCAAGAACCAUCAAAGACCCAUUCUACCACUGUACCCAAUGCCACUUCUAUCUCCACCAAUGGUGCGCUCAGCUGCCCAAUGAGACGCACCAUCCGUGUCACCCAGAACACCCACUCCGAUUGAUCACCCACCGAACGACAAACCACCAUCUCUACCAAUGCGUCUCGUGCGGCCUACUCUCAAACACCUUCGUCUUCGCCUGCUCGGCCUGCGAAUUCUACCUCGACGUCAACUGCGCUUCCUUGCCGCGCACCGUCAAGCACGAAGCCCACCAUCACGCCCUCGCUCUACGGCAAACAAGGUCCGGUUCCUGCAUCGCAUGUGACAAGUAUCUCAUCGGCUUCGCCUAUGUGUGUGACUCCUGCAAUCUCAACCUCUGCAUUCGUUGCGCCCUUUUGCCGGGUACUAUCAGCCAUAGAUAUGACAAACACCCAUUCAAAAUGACCUAUUCCUUCGUCAAAAACGAGGGAGACGAGCAUUACUGCGAAAUCUGCGAGCGAGAUGUUGAGACCGAUUACUGGUUCUAUCGCUGCGGAAUCUGCGAUCAAUCUCUGCAUACGAAGUGCCUCUUUCCUGUCGAUUGGAACUGCAAUGUGAAGUUUGGCGUCACUCUUGACUACGAGAAUCACCCGCACCUUCUCGCUUGUGUUCGAAAGUUCGAGAUAGGGGAAAACUCGAGAUGCGGUGACUGUGGCGAGACUUUGGGAGAAGAUGACAGUCUGGCUUUUGAAUGUUUGGACUGCGAUUUCUGGGUGCAUGCGUUUUGUGCCAUGUAUUGGUAGGGGGAGUGGAGUAGGGCAUUUGGUCUUAUUCGUUAACACUUUUACAUAUAAAUUCACAAUUUUUAUGCAUAUAACAUGAUUGUGCCAUUUUUAUAAUUAUGAGUCAUUAUUAUAGUUGUGUAUAUGUACUUAUUAAUGAAUUGCACCAUUUUAUUGAAAUUCUUGUAUACAGCAUCAUUACCCAUAACAUAUCUUAGCAGUGGGACAUGGAAUUUUAUA
Diospyros lotus (date-plum) is the source of this 2140-nucleotide messenger RNA. RefSeq lists its product as uncharacterized. The record is from RefSeq and is a predicted model, not a curated record. The transcript has 3 exons. The coding region runs from base 134 to 1921 and encodes 595 amino acids. Lineage: Eukaryota; Viridiplantae; Streptophyta; Magnoliopsida; Ericales; Ebenaceae.